AUGCGUGCCCUCACGCUCUUUGCGGGUCUGCUCACCCAGCUACAGAGGAGAGACACAUAUGACGAUGGCCAGUACACUCAAGUGGUCCAGGCCACGAGCUGGAGCUACUCGCCGUCCUACUACACGUCGUACCUGUCAACCGAGAUCAUCACGAUAACGUCGUACAUUCCCUGCCCGGUCCUUACCAGCUACACCACUGUGUACAAGUGCUCGAGCUGCGGCGGCGGCUCCACGGCACAGACUACCUGCAAGCCGAAGCUGUGCGCCACAUCCAUCUACGACGUGGUCGAGGCCACCACCACGCCCUUCGCGCCGGGCGAAUACGCCAUCGCCUACGUGACGAGCUACGCGGGCGCGCAGGCCCUGACCACCAGCAUCCCCGCGUCGUGGUGCACCGCCUACGAGCAGCUCGACUACACCGGCAUUGACUGCCAGACUCUCCCGGUCUGCGGCGGGGCCACAGGCGGGCUCACCUGCGAGGCGAAGCCGUGCACGACGUGCAUCGACGAGGACGGCGACGGGUCCUACGAGACCCUGACCGAGGGCACGCAGUACUUCUUCACCGAGUUUGCGCGGCUCACCGUCAACGGCCAGGUCACGUCCACGCCCGCCAGCCUGUGCGACCUGCUGACCAUCCCGACGCCGUGGUACGUGCAGCCCACGCUCGCCUGUGGCUAUGGUGGUGACGACGACGACGACGACAGCGGAGCCGACCAAGGCGGCCAGGUCAUCACGUACACCUACACGACCAACGGCGCCACCAUCGUCGUCGCCACCAGCAUACCCUCGCAUGGCGGCGCGCUCCACCUCACCGGCAGCGGCGGCGGAGCUCGCGUCGGCGGCGAGCUGGGCAGGACGGUGGUCUUCUGGCUGUGGGUGGGUAGUGCCCUCGUCGCGGGCGUGGGCAUGAUUAUUCUUUGA
Fonsecaea erecta is the source of this 921-nucleotide messenger RNA. RefSeq lists its product as hypothetical. Bases 1 to 921 code for a protein of 306 amino acids. The record is from RefSeq and is a predicted model, not a curated record. Lineage: Eukaryota; Fungi; Ascomycota; Eurotiomycetes; Chaetothyriales; Herpotrichiellaceae. The transcript is spliced from 2 exons.